AUGAAGACGAGUUCACCCCCCUCGAGUUUCACCUCUAAAAAGAGGAAAACUUCUAAACAGAGGAAAACACCUCACAAGGAGGAAGGCUUCCCGCUUCUCCAACAACCAAAGGAGAUCAGAAGAUUGGUCGGGAACCAGAACGCCGCCGCCGUGGCAAUGGCAAAACCAAUCAUCUUGAGGGUGAUUGAAAGCAACGCUAAUACCGUUUUCUCGCCUCUUUCCAUCAACCUUGCUUUGUUUGUGGCAACCGGGUCGAAAGGCCCCACCCGAGACCAAUUCCUGUCUUUCCUCAACUCCGAUUCCCUCGAGGAACUGAACACUUUGUCCUCUGCACUCAUCGGUUCCGUAUUAGUGGAUGGCAGUCACUCUGGUGGGCCUAUGUUAUCCUUUGUGAACGGAGCCUGGAUUGAUCAAUCUCUCUCUUUCAAGCCCGAUUUCAAACACGUUGCGGACAAUGUUUAUAAAGCCCGGACCAGUUGGUUUGAUUUCGAAAACCAGGCCGCUGAGGUAGCUACUAAGGUGAAUGAAUGGGCGGAAAGCGGAACAAAUGGCCUUAUCACAAAUCUCAUCCCGCCUAAUGCCUUCAACGAAUUGAGGAGAGUCGACAAGUUUGACCCAGAGUCGGAGAAGAAUAGCCACGACGACCAACACCACGAGAGGCCGGUGGCUGCGCGCCGGGUGGCCAAGAUUGCACAAGCAAGGCCGUCGGGGAAGAAACCGGUUGCUGGACAUGAAGGAGAACUUCAUAAGACACCAAUUGACCCAACAAAUCUUGAAAAGAGGGAGGUGCAUCCUUCUGUUGCAAGGCACCAAUAA
This is a messenger RNA of Oldenlandia corymbosa var. corymbosa, 816 nucleotides long. Lineage: Eukaryota; Viridiplantae; Streptophyta; Magnoliopsida; Gentianales; Rubiaceae. The record is from the annotation of a GenBank genome assembly.